AGAGCCUUGCAUGCUUUCCGGUGAAAGGACGUAACCGUAACCUCGUGUGCUUUUCAAUCACAACACAGUUUUGGAGAUGGCAGGUGUUAUAGCACGAUCACUUUCAAGGACGGCAAGCUCACUGAUGCAAAAAUCACAUCUGACAAAGCAGCUGUCACGGACGACAGCAAAAACAUUCAGUCAACUUCACCGACCGACCCCAUCAAUGCUUGUGUCCUCUCGUCAACCUAGUAUUCACGGAAAAACAUGCCGAUGUUGCAUGCACACACAGGAUGAUGCAGAUCUUUCCAGUUAUCUUGCAGAGGAAAUAUCUUCAGAGAAGAGUACCAUGAGAAAAAUCACAGACAUUGUAGGCUGGAAUAUAACCAAGGAAAAUGCUGAGGUGAAAUUGGAGAGAAAAAUUGAUAAUGAAAGUGUUACAAUUACAUUUAAUCUGAAUAAUGCCACGGGAAGCGAGCAAGAUUUAGACGGUGAAGGAGAAGAAGGAGAGAUUGAAACAGAUCCACCUUUUAAUGUGGAAAUAAAAAAGUCCACAGGUAAAAUAAUGUUCUUGGAAUGUACAAUUAUCCCUUCAAAUGAGCGACUUGAUGCAAAGGAAGAUGAAGUAGCAGAUGCUUUUGAAAUUACAUCUGUGACUAUGGAUGAAGGCAAGCUGAAGGAGGGUACCUAUACAAUGUUUGCAGAGACAAUGGAUGGGCAAAUCUAUGACAAACUGAUGGACUUACUUGAUAGUCGAGGAGUUGGAGAUGAAAUGAUUGCAGCCAUGAGAGAAUUCUGUAAAACAUAUGACCAUCAUCUCUAUGUAAACUUGUUGUCUAAAAUGAAGGACUUUGUGGAUGAAAAAUGAUGAGUUUCACUACUUCACUGUACAUUGAUGGAAAGAGUGAUAUAUCUUUUUUAGAACUGUAUGAGUUGUUUGUAACAUGUUAUCUACGCGCAAAUUUUGUUGCAUUUUUGGAAAGGAUUCUUUUCUCAGAGAUAUGAUUUUCUGUAUUGAUCAAUAUUUUCAAUUCACGCGAUCAAUUUCCUGCCCAGUUGUAAUUUAAGUAUGUUAUUUGUGAUGUCUUAAUACAUAACUUUUCAUGAUUUUGCUUAUUUCAUCAACAAGUAACUCCCAUUUACCCUGUCAAUUACUAGUAAAUAAAAUGGUCUAGGUAUUCCUGAUUGUAUCAAUAUUUUUCACUCAUGUGAUGAAAUCUACAUUGAGUAUUCAACUGGAGACCAUUAUUGCAUUUUGAUUUUUUUUUGGCACUCGUACAUUACAUGUAUAGAACAAGGAUGUGUUCUUGCCUGAAUUUUUUUCAGUGAUAAGUGUUGCAUUGAUAGUCGAAUGUAUUGUAUUGUGUAAUAUUAUAAUACUAAGUUUAGAUGUACAAUAGUAUUGCAUAUUUAAAAGAAUAAUACAUUCAUUAGUCAGUUUUUAAGUUCCAGAUCACAUAUGAAAGUAUAGGAAUUCAUUUGGAACAACAUGCUGGAAGUGUUAUUAAAUUCUUGUGAAUAUCAAUGUCUUAAAGAAAUAAAGAUCAAAUUAGUUGCA
Molecule: messenger RNA, 1537 nt
Organism: Ylistrum balloti
Lineage: Eukaryota; Metazoa; Mollusca; Bivalvia; Pectinida; Pectinidae
Product: conserved regulator of innate immunity protein 3-like
Exons: 6
Coding region: 77-847 (256 amino acids)
Biological process (GO): cytosolic ribosome assembly
Cellular component (GO): mitochondrial matrix
Source: RefSeq, a predicted model, not a curated record